AGGCUGGAGAAUAUCAUUCUUAUUUUAAAUAAUGUGGCCCUGCAGUGUCUGGGGCCCCAUCAGCAGAAAGAGCAGCCGGAAUAGUCCUGGGGCAGAGUUGAGCCCAUUUAUGGCAGUUACAUCCCCCCUGGCAUGAGCCAAUGAGACUCCCUCACCCCCGGCCUUUGUCCUCCAGCUCCGGCUGCCACUGAUCCCCCAGGUGCCCCCGGCUAAUCCUGCCCUGUGUCUGGGAUCCAUGUGCCUAUAUUUAGGCCUUAAACAACUGUGUCCUAAAAAUGGAGAGGGGGGAGUGGGUGAGGGGGGCAAUGUAAGGUUUCCUGGUCACUCUGCUGCUGCCUGUCCCACUGUCUCUGCUGCCUGACAAUGUACUGGCUCUGGCUCCUAGUACUGGGGGCCCUGGGGCCCUUGGUGGGGACUGAAGAAGGCCUCCAUUUCCCCACAUAUGAUGGCAAAGACCGAGUCCUGGAACUGGGGGAGAAGAACUACCGGCAGCUGAUGAAGAAACACAAGGUGUUCUGCAUCCUGCUCCAAACUGCACCCCCAUCUGGGGACAAGAUUGCCCAGCGGCGCCUCCACCUCACUGACAUGGUCCUGGAGCUCACAGCUCAGGUUCUGGAAAGGAAGCAGAUUGGAUUUGGACUUCUAGACCCAAAGAAGAAUUCCAAGAUUGCAAAAAAACUUGGGUGCUCUGAGGAGGGCAGUCUUUAUGUCUUUAAGGAGGACAAUGUCAUAGAAUUUGAUGGGGAGAUGGCGGCCGACGUUAUCGUAGAUUUUCUUCUUGAUCUGAUUGAAGAUCCUAUUGAAGUCAUUAAUAGUAAAGUGGAGCUGAAGGUCCUGGACCACAUGGAGGAGGAAAUGAAACUGAUUGGCUACUUUAAGGGCGAGGAUUCUGAGCAUUACAAAGAGUAUGAAGAAGCUGCAGAACAUUUCCAUCCUUAUAUCAAGUUCUUUGCAACCUUUGAAAAGACGGUGGCCAAGGCCCUCAGCCUGAAGAUGAAUGAGGUGGAUUUCUAUGAGCCUUUCAUGGAAGAACCUGUGACAAUUCCGGAGAAACCCUACAGCGAGGAGGAACUGGUGGACUUUAUCCAAAAGCAUAAACGAGCCACAUUGCGCAAGCUCCGCCCAGAAGAUAUGUUUGAGACCUGGGAGGACGACCUGGACGGGAUCCACAUUGUUGCUUUUGCAGAGGAGGAGGAUCCAGACGGAUAUGAGUUUCUCCAGAUCCUGAAGGAGGUCGCGCGGGAGAACACGGAGAAUCCGGAACUCAGUAUAAUCUGGAUCGAUCCCGAUAAUUUCCCUCUGCUGGUUUCCUAUUGGGAGAAGACAUUUCACAUUGACCUGUUCAGACCUCAGAUAGGAGUUGUCAAUGUUACAGAUGCUGACAGCGUCUGGAUGGAAAUGAAAGAUGCAGAGGAUCUGCCGUCGCCCGAUGAGCUUGAACAGUGGAUAGAAGAUGUCCUGUCUGGGAAAGUCAAUACAGAAGAUGAUGAUGAUGAUGAUGACGACGACGAUGAUGACGACGACGAUGACGACGACGAUGAUGACGACGACGAUGAUGAAGACGAUGAUGAUGACGAUGAUGAAGAUGACGAUGAUUACUAAAGUAUCAUUCAUACCAAGAACUGAAAUGUUGGCUGAUCUGGGCCAACACCAGUCCAAUUAACACUGGUUUGUUCAAUGCAGAACCAGAACCCAGAUGUGGUUCCCCAAACCAGAUGCAGUAUCUGUCGCAUUCUUUUACAGAACCUUUCAACCCACAAUAUCUACAGAAACAGCAUUAUACUGGAAUUUUGAUUGGUUAACCUCUUCCACACUGUCUGAGAAACACAAAUUAGUUAUUUUAUCUGAUAAAUGUGAGUCAGGGUUUUAUUUCUUCUGUGUUCAUGAGUUUUGCCCAUUUUGGUACUUGGCUUACAUGACACACAAAUAAACUGUCUUCCAAUAGA
Xenopus laevis (African clawed frog) is the source of this 1946-nucleotide messenger RNA. RefSeq names its product calsequestrin 2 S homeolog (gene casq2.S). The transcript is spliced from 11 exons. The coding region runs from base 364 to 1602 and encodes 412 amino acids. Gene Ontology annotation, biological process: regulation of release of sequestered calcium ion into cytosol; regulation of cardiac muscle contraction by regulation of the release of sequestered calcium ion. Gene Ontology annotation, molecular function: calcium ion binding. NCBI's taxonomy places the organism in Eukaryota, Metazoa, Chordata, Amphibia, Anura, Pipidae. Gene Ontology annotation, cellular component: sarcoplasmic reticulum; cytoplasm; Z disc. The record is from RefSeq and is a predicted model, not a curated record.